This is a messenger RNA of Acanthocheilonema viteae, 1080 nucleotides long. Lineage: Eukaryota; Metazoa; Nematoda; Chromadorea; Rhabditida; Onchocercidae. The record is from the annotation of a GenBank genome assembly.
AUGCACAUGAGAGAGGCGAAGCCAUACAAAUGUACUCAUUGCAUCAAAUCUUUUGCAAAUAGCUCGUACCUGUCGCAGCACAUGAGGAUACACCUUGGUAUAAAGCCCUUUGGACCCUGCCAGUACUGCGGUAAAAAGUUCACACAGUUAUCACAUCUGCAACAACACAUCAGAACGCAUACUGGUGAGAAGCCAUACAAAUGCAAAUUUCAAGGCUGCGAAAAGGCAUUUAGUCAGCUAUCAAAUUUGCAGUCACAUUCAAGAUGCCAUCAGUCCGAUAAACCGUUCAAGUGCAACAGGUUACAACACUUGUCCGAGCGUAUCUCGACAAUGAUAAUGGCAGAGAAGGAUGAAGUGAUAGGUGAAGGAAGUAUAAGUGAAGUGCUUUUCAGCUGUUACAAAUGCUUCACGGAUGAACAAGCACUGCUGGAACACAUACCAAAGCACAAGGAAUCGAAGCACUUAAAGGUGCAUAUUUGCCCAUAUUGUGGUAAAUCUUAUACGCAACAAACUUACCUUGCAAAGCAUAUGACUAAACAUGCUGACAGGAGAAACAUAAGCAAUUUUAUGGAAGGCCUGGAAGGGUUGAAUGCAUGGAGAAAUGAAGCAGCUGCAGCAACAUCAGCGCCCACGAUGGCAGCUGCGGCACAUGGCAUUUCGGAUCUUGCUUCCGUCACACAACCACAAAUAGACUUUAGUCACUUCAACGCAGGGAUACCAGCUUCCGUGCUGUCGGCUGCUAAUCAGUCAGCCGCAAUAGCUGCGACCAGUUCGGUGACAAGUGCGGCAGCAGCAGCAUGUAGCUAUCCGAGUGCUGCCUCAACGGCUACUGCAAAUCAGAUGAUGGUCAACGACCCCUCCGCGUUUCGUCUUAAUAUGGCUGCAUUUGGCAGGACACUGAGCACAAACAGAUCCUAUUUCCCUUUCGACAAUACAGCAUUCAAAUCAGAAGCACCUAGGCCGGCAGGGUUCAAUAUGAUAACACCAUUGGAGAAAAUUCAAUGCUACACGCAGCAAACAUCCUCAACAUCCACUGUUCAGGACCAGCAGUUCCAGAAUACGAUGCUCAAUUACAAAUAG